AGGCACGUUCGUAGGCGCAACGGCAGCUGUUCAGUAUUUGCUACUGGAAGACUUAACGGCUUGCUAGCGAUGAUAGCAUUGACAUAUUCUCCGCAAAGGCCCAAACUGCAUCCAUUUGAUCGAAUACAUGGGAUCUUCUCUUGGCCCGGUUGCAAAAUGACAUCGAGGUGGCUAUUACUAAUGUGCACAGCAGCUAUGAUUGUGGAAAAUUCGUUACUGGUUUUUGCAACCGCUGCCAGUGGGGAGGUCUUACUAUGUGGCGCACCGCAGAAUAUUGAAAGCUCUCCCCGAAUCCACUGGGGAUAUAUUGCAUCACCUAAUCAUGCCGGCUCAUACAAAGGGAAAGCGCAUCUUAAUCGGCAAUGGGAAUGCAUGUUCAAGUUUUUACCGAAAGCAGACGAACAAAUUCAACUAACGUUUACUUACUUUAAUCUUCGGGAAUCCGACACAUCCCGAAUAGAGCAAACCUGUGAUUUUUCGGAUUCUAUCAAAAUUUUCGUGGGCACCAGCAAUCCCAACGCCUCCGAGCACGGAAAUCUGAUUGGAGAAUACUGUGGCCGCAAGCAGCCCGAGGCUAUUAUGGCCGUUGGACCAACGCCUUUGACCGUCUUCUUUACCGUACGAAUAAUGGAAAGGCAUGACAUAUUCCACGCAUCUUUACCGUACGAACAAUGGAAUGGCAUGACAUAUUUCACGUAUAGAAGAAGUCCACGCUCAUUGUACAUGUUUAAAGCCAAAUACACAUUCCGGAAGGAUUAUGGAUUAACCAAAACGGCCGCACAACACAACCGCACAGCAGGGUGUCAUUUUGUAUAUGAUGGGAGAAGAGUGCCGGCCACAGGAACAUUCGAAAGCCCAAACUUUGGAGGAUACUAUCCCUUUUCCACCAACUGCAUUUAUACAUUCAGAACAUUCAACAACCAAAGUCUUCAACUGCGAUUUAGCACAUUCGAAGUGGCGGGACAAAAAGAUCGCAGUUGUCGGGGAAAGGGUGACGAUACGCUGCAAAUUAAAGAGGGUGAACACCGGUAUGACUGGACUGAUUUUGCUGCUCCAGCCGAAAAUGAUCCGGCAAAACGAGAGCCCACUAGCAACCUAUACUGCGGCUACAAAUCCCCACCCCAGUUCAAUUCUACGAGCAAAGUUGUUUACGUAAUUUUUAAAUCAGGACUGCGGCGUACGAAUCUUGGCUUCCAAGGGACUUACGCAUUCUUCGGACAUCCAGGAAUUUACCUUCCGGAUACUGUGACAGCGGUUUGAUUUUAUAAUGUUAGCGAGCAGUGCUUUCUGCAUAUUACUUGAUUUAGGAACUGCUUGACUUUUGUGUGAAGAAGCACCUGUUAUGGAAACAAACAAACGCUUAGUCAAGUUUCCUAUUCAGUUACUUGUUCGACCUGGGCGGCUGAUGGAAGCUGCAUCCGCUUUGGCGUGAUUCCAACUUCCCAUCCGUUGUAACCGAGCGGCGAUUUGCACGGCAUUUGUUUCUACGCUGAUCUUGUAAACUAUGUGAGCAAGGUUCAUAAAUGACGCUAAGUUCUGUUUUAGGAUUACAGACUACCCUGACUUAAUUUCCAUGCAAGGUGUACUCAAGCGACUUAACUGACAGUCUUACCUUUGGUGUACUGGGACGGGUUUAACUGAAUUU
Messenger RNA from Paramacrobiotus metropolitanus, 1645 nucleotides. RefSeq names its product cubilin-like. The record is from RefSeq and is a predicted model, not a curated record. The transcript is spliced from 6 exons. Bases 70 to 1260 code for a protein of 396 amino acids. Gene Ontology annotation, cellular component: plasma membrane. Lineage: Eukaryota; Metazoa; Tardigrada; Eutardigrada; Parachela; Macrobiotidae.